Molecule: messenger RNA, 5031 nt
Organism: Amborella trichopoda
Lineage: Eukaryota; Viridiplantae; Streptophyta; Magnoliopsida; Amborellales; Amborellaceae
Gene: NRPB2
Product: DNA-directed RNA polymerase family protein
Biological process (GO): DNA-templated transcription
Molecular function (GO): ribonucleoside binding; DNA binding; DNA-directed RNA polymerase activity
Source: RefSeq, a predicted model, not a curated record
UUCACAAAAUGGAAGACUUCGGCUUUUGAGCACCCUCACAAAAACGAAAUUCAGAUCGAUACUUCGUUCGAAUCCACCAUUACAGAACUUCUAGAUUGGGUUUUACAGUGUUUUAUAGUUUUGGUGCUGCACCGGUUUAAGAAGUAGGGUCUGGAUUAUCCGAAGGAUAAGGGUUUUCAGGAAUCCAUUACUGUAUUUCAGGUGACCUAGAGUUCUAAAACGAUCAGUGUGAGAUAUACCAACGAAUUGCAACUUUCCAGUGUUACAUUAAGGUCAUUUGAGGGACUAGGGCAUCAUCUGUAUUUUGGAGAUUAUAUCCAUGUAGAGAAGUGGUUUUGGUGCAUUCCAUCGGGAAACUAAUUGUAAAAAGUGAACUGAUUUUUAAUUCAAGGUCUUGAAAUCUCUUUGAUUAUCCGAAGGAUAAGGGUUUUCCGGAAUCCAUUACUGUAUUUCAGGUGACCUAGAGUUCUAAAACGAUCAGUGUGAGAUAUACCAACGAAUUGCAACUUUCCAGUGUUACAUUAAGGUCAUUUGAGGGACUAGGGCAUCAUCUGUAUUUUGGAGAUUAUAUCCAUGUAGAGAAGUGGUUUUGGUGCAUUCCAUCGGGAAAAUAAUUGUAAAAAGUGAACUGAUUUUUAAUUCAAGGUCUUGAAAUCUCUUUGAAAUUCAAUCCCUGAAAUGCAGGGGUUUUGAUUCAAAAUUCAAAACUCCAGGUAAACCAGAGUUUCUUCAGAGAAAGCCCCUUCAAAUUAAGUUAUUUGUCAAAGGAAUUUCAUAUCGUUUUUUGAGGAAAGAUGUCUGGAGGAGAGGAUGACGACUAUGUCAAUGAAGAUGAGGAAAUCACACAGGAAGACGCCUGGGCAGUUAUCAGUGCAUAUUUUGAUGAGAAGGGUCUUGUUCGACAACAACUUGAUUCCUUUGAUGAAUUUAUUCAGAAUACAAUGCAGGAAAUUGUCGAUGAAUCUGCUGAUAUUGAAAUUCGACCAGAGUCUCAGCAUAACCCUGGCAGACAGGCUGAUUUUGUUGAGACCAUCUACAAGAUCAGUUUUGGCCAAAUUUAUUUGAGUAAGCCUAUGAUGACGGAAUCAGAUGGAGAAACUGCCACUUUAUUCCCAAAGGCGGCAAGAUUAAGAAACUUGACCUAUUCAGCCCCUUUAUAUGUUGAUGUCACCAAACGAGUCAUCAAGAAGGGACAUGACCAUGAAGAACUCGCAGAGCAGCAAGAAUUGACGAAAGUUUUUAUUGGGAAGGUUCCCAUCAUGUUGCGUUCUAGUUACUGCACUUUGUUCCAGAACUCAGAAAAAGAUCUAACAGAACUUGGAGAAUGUCCAUACGACCAAGGUGGUUAUUUCAUUAUCAAUGGGAGUGAGAAAGUCCUGAUUGCUCAAGAAAAGAUGAGCACCAACCAUGUGUAUGUAUUUAAGAAAAGGCAGCCCAACAAAUACGCGUAUGUUGCUGAAGUAAGGUCAAUGGCAGAGUCACAAAACAAGCCACCUAGCAGCAUGUUUGUUCGUAUGCUUUCACGAACAAGUUCAAAAGGGGGCUCGUCAGGACAGUAUAUACGGGCUACACUCCCUUAUAUCCGGGCAGAAAUUCCUAUAAUUAUUGUGUUCCGAGCAUUAGGGUUUGUUGCCGAUAAAGAUAUUCUGGAGCAUAUUUGCUACGAUUUCUCUGAUACCCAGAUGAUGGAGCUAUUGAGGCCUUCAUUAGAAGAAGCUUUUGUCAUUCAAAAUCAGCAGGUAGCACUGGACUACAUUGGAAAGCGAGGAUCAACUGUUGGUGUUACCAAGGAGAAGAGAAUCAAGUAUGCUAAAGAAAUUCUCCAAAAAGAAAUGUUACCUCAUGUUGGGGUGGGGGAAUAUUGUGAGACAAAGAAGGCUUAUUACUUUGGAUAUAUCAUUCAUCGGCUUCUCGUAUGUGCACUUGGUCGAAGACCUGAAGAUGAUCGUGAUCAUUAUGGGAAUAAAAGACUGGACCUAGCUGGUCCCUUGCUUGGAAGCCUGUUCCGAACGAUGUUUCGGAAGCUGACAAGGGAUGUCCGAUCGUAUGUUCAGAAGUGUGUUGAUAAUGGGAAGGAGGUAAACCUGCAGUUUGCAAUAAAAGCUAAAACAAUUACAAGUGGUCUGAAAUAUUCUCUUGCUACGGGAAACUGGGGCCAAGCAAAUGCAGCUGGUACAAGAGCUGGAGUUUCACAGGUCUUGAAUCGCUUGACAUUUGCAUCUACUUUGUCUCACUUACGGAGGUUGAAUUCUCCUAUUGGGCGUGAAGGGAAGUUGGCAAAGCCCCGACAAUUGCAUAAUUCACAUUGGGGCAUGAUGUGUCCUGCAGAAACUCCGGAAGGGCAGGCUUGUGGACUGGUGAAAAACUUGGCUCUGAUGGUAUAUAUUACGGUGGGUUCAGCUGCAAAUCCUAUUCUGGAAUUUUUGGAAGAGUGGAGUACUGAAAAUUUUGAGGAAAUAUCACCUGCUGUUAUUCCACAAGCAACAAAGAUUUUUGUCAAUGGUUGCUGGGUGGGGAUUCAUCGUAACCCUGAGCUAUUGGUGAAAACUCUAAGGCAGUUGAGGAGACAGGUUGAUGUUAAUACUGAAGUUGGUGUUAUACGAGACAUUCGUUUGAAAGAACUGCGAUUGUAUACUGAUUAUGGUCGGUGUAGUCGUCCUCUGUUCAUUGUGGAAAAACAAAGGUUGCUGAUAAAGAAGUCAGAUAUUCGAGCACUGCAACAAAGGGAAAGCCCAGAUGAAGGUUGGCAUGAUCUUGUAGCAAAAGGAUUCAUAGAGUAUGUGGACACAGAGGAGGAAGAGACGACAAUGAUCUCAAUGACGAUAUCUGAUCUUGUGAGUGCCAGGCUGAACCCUGAAGAGGCAUAUUCUGAAACUUACACUCACUGUGAAAUUCACCCAUCUCUGAUAUUGGGUGUCUGUGCCUCGAUUAUUCCAUUUCCUGAUCAUAACCAGUCUCCUCGUAACACAUACCAGUCUGCCAUGGGGAAGCAAGCCAUGGGCAUUUAUGUGACCAAUUACCAGCUUCGAAUGGAUACUUUGGCAUAUGUUCUUUACUAUCCUCAGAAGCCUCUUGUUACAACACGUGCAAUGGAACACCUGCACUUUAGGCAGCUGCCUGCUGGAAUUAAUGCAAUUGUUGCAAUUUCCUGUUAUUCAGGAUACAACCAAGAAGAUUCUGUUAUCAUGAAUCAGUCUUCAAUAGAUCGGGGAUUUUUCCGAUCAUUAUUUUUCCGUUCAUACAGAGAUGAAGAGAAGAAGAUGGGAACUCUUGUGAAAGAAGACUUUGGUCGUCCAAAUCGGGAAAACACUAUGGGCAUGCGGCAUGGUUCAUAUGAUAAGUUGGAUGAUGAUGGUCUUGCACCACCUGGUACAAGGGUCUCUGGUGAGGAUGUCAUUAUUGGGAAAACGACCCCAAUUACUCAGGAAGAAAUGCAAGGGCAGGCUUCAAGGUACACAAGGCGUGAUCACAGCACAAGUUUGCGCCACAGUGAAAGUGGGAUGGUGGAUCAGGUUUUAUUGACGACCAAUGCUGAUGGCCUCAGGUUUGUGAAAGUUAGAAUGAGAUCAGUGCGCAUACCACAGAUAGGGGAUAAAUUUAGCAGUAGACAUGGUCAAAAGGGAACUGUGGGCAUGACAUACACACAGGAGGACAUGCCAUGGACAGUGGAAGGCAUUACACCUGAUAUCAUCGUAAACCCACAUGCUAUUCCCUCUCGAAUGACAAUUGGGCAGCUGAUUGAGUGUAUCAUGGGAAAGGUAGCUGCUCACAUGGGGAAAGAAGGAGAUGCUACCCCUUUCACUGAUGUCACUGUGGACAAUAUCAGCAAAGCCCUUCACAAAUGUGGGUAUCAAAUGCGUGGCUUUGAGACCAUGUACAAUGGUCACACAGGCAGGAGGUUGAGUGCCAUGAUAUUCUUGGGCCCUACAUAUUACCAGAGAUUGAAGCAUAUGGUGGAUGACAAGAUCCAUUCUCGUGGGCGUGGGCCAGUGCAGAUCCUCACGAGGCAGCCUGCUGAGGGAAGGUCUCGUGAUGGAGGCCUUCGCUUUGGAGAGAUGGAGCGUGAUUGCAUGAUAGCCCAUGGGGCUGCUCACUUCCUUAAGGAGAGGCUUUUUGACCAAAGUGAUGCCUAUAGGGUCCAUGUUUGUGAACAAUGUGGCUUAAUCGCGAUAGCCAACCUCAAGAAGAAUUCUUUCGAGUGCAGAGGUUGUAAGAACAAGACUGACAUUAUUCAGGUGCACAUACCCUAUGCAUGUAAGCUGCUUUUCCAAGAGCUCAUGGCCAUGGCUAUUGCCCCAAGAAUGUUCACCAAGGAAGAGAAGAAACCAAAAGAUCAUAAGAAGAAAGGAGCCCCUGGACAAAGCUAGUGCAAGCUUAUAUGGCUAAUUAGCCCACGUUAUAAGAGAAUGGGAUGUCAUAUGAAACUGUUCUCUCUCUUCCAAAGCCACUGCCUUCUCUUUAUUGCUAAGUUAGAAGUUCACUUGAGAGAAGUUUUGUUAUGGCAGAGGCCAGGAUGCAGGAUUCUCAGAGGUAUUACAUGUGAUGUAAUCAGAAAAGGAAAGAGGUUUCAAAUCUAAUAUGUGGCGGCAGUUCAGAACUCAUGAAAGGCUUUUAUGGCCUUCUUUUUGAUAUUGGUGGAAGUGGAAAACUCAUAGGCAGGGAUAUUCAUGGAGAGAUUUUAGUUAUAUGCUUCACAUUCUGAGCUUUCGUUAUAAUUCAGAGUCUGAGAGGUGAUGAUGUGUUCCUUCUUUUAUUCAAGAGAAAACAGCUCUAUUUAUUUAGGAUUUGGAGGAUAAUUAUCAUGGUUAAAUGUGGGAUAACUUGAACUUGGAAGAGAGGACCAAAGGUUUAAGUUAACAUUAGUUAUGUACCUGUUUUGUUUUUUGGGUAAGUAAUUAUGUAUCUGUCUGGUAAGUUUAUUAAUCAAAGAAGAAGAUGACUUCCUUGUAUGAUGUUUGGCAAGAUGAUGGAAGUCCAUAUGAAUCAUGUUCUUGUGAAUUUCUUAAUGAGGGAUGGGCAAUUUUGAGUUUA